AUGGUUGCCACCAAUUCAGACGGCCAGCCUAACCGUCGCCGUGGUCAAGGUCAGCGCAUUGUACCUGAGUACUACCUCAAUCCCGAUUACAGGAUUGCGCCUUCGGCUGAGCUUCAUGCCCUGCAACAAGCCCAGCAAGAUGCCCUGCAAAGGAUUCAGACUCCACCUUCGACUCCGGACUUGAGACCGACCUAUUCGACUGGACAGAUUUCCGGAGUCAAGGCCCUCUUUGCGAUAAGCAAGCUCCUCUGUUCAUGUUGCGUCGUCUACAAUGUCAAGAAGCCAUCUGACAAGGACCCCGAGCGAGUCGAAACAGCCCAAAGCCAAAUCGAGUUAUUUGCCAUCGUCUGCUAUAACCACCCCGUCGGCGAGUUAUGGAGGCUUGAGUGCAUCGGGAUCAACAACGAGGAUCUCAGGGAUUCUCUGUUUCUUCUGUUUGAAGACUACCCUGCCGUCGAUUGCACGUCUACGGAAUUGCGCUUCACUCAACCAUUCGUCCCCUUCCUUCAUCUUUGGGCCAAGUUCGUUGAUCUGGUGGAAUCAGUGACGGAGCCGGUCCUGCGUGAGAACCUUGAAAUCCUCCAACAUAUACUAAAGAAGCAACUAAAGGAGGCUUUCAAGGCAGAUGAGGUCCUUCAAGAAACAGCCUGUGUCAACUUUGACCAAGUGCCCAUCGCCUUUACCCCCGGCGAGAUCAUCUUGAACAAGAAGGACGGCGUGAUGAGCGCCGCACUUCUCAAGGAGAUCGAACGAGUCACCUCCGAUGACGAGAAGGAUGUGUGCUACCGCUUCAGGGUCAAUCAACUUGAUUGGGACGGCAUGAACUGCGGAGUCAGAGAAUCUACCUUUAAGAUUGCGGAGUUUGAGGGGGCUCUUCCCUUGGGAGAUAUGGAUGUUCUGCCUCUGAAAUCCCAUCCGCGCCAUGAGGUUGUCAAAGAACGUCUUAUCGCCCGGGGCCGCAGGUUUGAGAAGCUGCGACACGAGCGCCUCAUGAUCUACAACGCCCAUGGAAGAGAGAUGAUCGUGAACGAGCGGGUGAUUAUCGAUGCCAAGGCUUUUUACGAGGAUGCAAGGGGCCUCAGAGCCUCGCUCAAGCCUUUGAGUGACCUCGAGCCCGAAAAUGCUAUUCGGAAGCCGAUUAUCCCGACCAAAGCGACCUUCCGCGAGCUCGUAGAGAGCCCAGCGACGUUCUGCCGCGGCCAGGGUCGACCUUACACGCCUGAGAAGAGGAACACGCCAGACUAUUCGCCCUUGACGGACGACCAGUGCCUUUUGGCUGUGCCGACCGUAUUUGGGUUCGGUCUUGAUACCAAGAAGUGGUUCAAGCUGAGCGUCAGCCAUCUCCAGGAAAUGUCGUGGAACUCGGACGCCAUGGACAAGCUCGUCAUCAAUGAGUCCGACAAGGACCUGGUGCUUAGCCAUGUUUGCGCUGCUGCUCAGACUCCCAAGUUUGGGGAGGAGAAAGGACAAGGAUCCAUGAUCCUGCUUGCUGGUCCUGCUGGCACUGGAAAGACGUUCACUGCCGAGACUGCAUCCGAGGAGGUGAAGCGCCCUCUUUACAAGCUCAGCGUCAGUGAUCUUGGAACAAAUGCCGCCGAUGUCGAGAGCAACUUGACGAGGGUGCUCAGGCGUUGUGCCAAGUGGGCCGCGAUCUUGUCGAUUGAUGAGGCCGACGUGUUCCUCGAGGCUCGCUCGGCCCACAGCCUCGAACGCAAUAAGAUCGUCUCCGUUUUCCUCCGACGUCUGGAGUACUACAGCGGAGCCAUGAUUCUCACGGCAAACCGCUACUUCACCGUUGACAAAGCGUUCGAGUCGCACAUCGACCUCGCCCUUCCCUUCAAGGAGCCUGAGGCGGCUGCGCGGGCCAAAAUCUGGCGCAACUUCGUCAACAGGAGCGUCGCAGCCAGCGCCUUGGGGGAUGGAGAACUUGCACCCCUGGCCAAGGUACCUCUCAACGGGAGACACAUCAAGGGCGCUUUCAAGACAGCGUGUGUCUUGGCCGCAAGACGCAGGGUUCCGUUGAAUAUUGAACACCUUCAAACCGCGAUUGAAGCACGACACCGGGCCGCACGCUUACUCGGCGGCGGAGGUGUUUGA
Messenger RNA from Ilyonectria robusta, 2097 nucleotides. RefSeq names its product P-loop containing nucleoside triphosphate hydrolase protein. The transcript has 7 exons. The coding region runs from base 1 to 2097 and encodes 698 amino acids. Gene Ontology annotation, molecular function: ATP binding; ATP hydrolysis activity. NCBI's taxonomy places the organism in Eukaryota, Fungi, Ascomycota, Sordariomycetes, Hypocreales, Nectriaceae. The record is from RefSeq and is a predicted model, not a curated record.